Molecule: messenger RNA, 1364 nt
Organism: Vidua chalybeata
Lineage: Eukaryota; Metazoa; Chordata; Aves; Passeriformes; Viduidae
Product: omega-hydroxyceramide transacylase-like
Exons: 5
Coding region: 1-771 (256 amino acids)
Biological process (GO): triglyceride catabolic process; lipid homeostasis
Cellular component (GO): lipid droplet; membrane; cytoplasm
Molecular function (GO): triacylglycerol lipase activity
Source: RefSeq, a predicted model, not a curated record
AUGAUUGCUUUGCUUUGCUUUGCUUCAGAUGAGGUAAUUAAGUACUUCCUCAGUCACUUGAAAAUCUCUCUCUGGAGGCUGGUCCCUGGAAGAGGGGUACCUAGACUCCUAAGGGAGACCUUAGACAAAUUCCUGCCUCCAAAUGCCCACGAGCUGGUGUCUGGAAAGCUGCACAUUAUCCUCACCCGCCUGCACGACUGGAGAUGCGUGACAGUGUCCGAGUUUGCCUCGAAGGAGGAGCUGAUUCAGGCUGUGAUGUGCAGUUGCUUCCUCCCAGUGUAUUUUGGGAUUUUCCCUCCAACAUUCCGUGGGGUGCGCUACGUGGACGGGGAGCUGGCCAUGUGGAAAGCCGACUUCGUGUCCCGCACCACCAUCACCAUCUCUGCCUUCGCCGGCGAAUACGACAUCUGCCCCAAGGAUGGCCCCGCUGCCUUCUUGACCUUCCAGCUCUCUGACUGUAUCUUACAGAUCUCAAAAAUGAACAUCUGCCGCUUACAGCACAUUUUUCAGGUUCCCACACGUCAGGUCAUGGACCGCUUUUAUAUCCAGGGCUACCAGGACAUGGUCUCCUUCCUAAAAAGACUGAGGGAUUUCCAGGUGAAUUACUUCGAGGGCUUCACACUUUCCUUGGCCAAUGAAUCAAAUCAAAAAGGUGAUGAGACCCUGCAACGGAAGCCUCGACUGAGUGUUUUUCACUCCAGAGCCACAGAUCAUGAGGGUGACACCAAAGAGAGUCCAGGAAUCCACCAGGCAGCAGAUGAAGAAGAAUAGGAAGCCCCACACCACCUUCUCCACCCCCAGGAAGGUAAAGAAACAGCUCCUCCUUCACCCCAUCGAUUUUUAAGCAACACUUGCUCAGGGCUGUCAGUGCCCAAAGGGGCUCUGGGGCAGGUGAGAACAUCAGGAAUGGGAGAAAGUUCCCUCUCACAUCACGGGUUAUGAGUGAGGCCUCACACUGAGUGAGCCCUCACCCUGGAUUUGGGUGAGCAUUGAGGACUUCAUUGGUGGCUGGGUCAGAAGGGCUCCAUGGAGAAGGAGCUCCUUCCAUGGAGAAGGCCAUGUAUUCACUCACCCAGUGAGGUAAGAACAGGUUCUGCCCACACAUCCCUUCUCCAGGGGUGUCUCAAGGGUUCAAGCUGCCUUUGCUGUGCUAGCCAAAUCCAAACUUCUCCUCAGGAACUCUGGCUGCAGCCACAGAAAUACAAAGUGCAAGGAAAGCAUGUUAGAGCUGCAGGUAAACUUCUUGCUGUGUCAUUUUCAAGCAAGACAAGGCAGGUUUCAAUCCAAAACUUAUUGUUUUCUGCAAUCCUAUGCAAAAUAAUGCCUGCUCCCCUUUUAGUUUUGCAUGGAAAACCAGUCAAUCC